CACUUCCUCUCUCUCUCUCUCCCCUCUUUCUCUCUCUAUAUAAAUUUUCAUCGUUUUGCUUAUUAAUUCACUUGUAAAAUAAUCAACACACACUUCACUCACUCUCACCACUGCUUCUCUGAGUACGUCGACGCAUGUAACAUGUUUUCUUGUCCCUGAACUUAGCAAAAACACAAGUAAAAGAUGCCUUUUCCCAACCCAUUCCCCGCGCUCUCCAAUCGGAACGAUGACGCCCCCUUGCUCGGGUCCGCCCCCCUCGAGCCCCAGCUGAUGCGCCGCCGCCGUAUCUUCGUUGUGGUCCUCCUGCUGAUGAUGGGCCUGGUGGGCGUAUGCUCGCUGGUCAUCCUCAUCACGUCGGGAGAUGGCGGGGAGGAUUGGACUCCCUCCGGCGAGGAUGAUGACAAGUGCCCUUCGCCAAAGGAAGUGUCGGAAUAUCUCAAGGCACGGCGGCCGGAGGAGGGGAGACCAACGCUUCGUGGGGUGCAUGAAGGGGUGUCGGAGAAGAGUUUUGGUAAAGGCCGGUUGGGGGCAAUUCCAUAUCCAUGGACCAAGAAGAUGUUGGCCUGGCAAAGAACUGGGUACCAUUUCCAACCUCAAAAGAAUUGGAUGAACGAUCCUAAUGGUCCACUAUUUUACAAGGGAUGGUACCAUUUCUUCUACCAAUAUAACCCAUCGGGUGCGGUAUGGGGGAACAUUUCUUGGGGCCAUGCAGUUUCAAAAGACCUCAUCAACUGGCGCCACCUCCCCCUUGCCAUGGUUCCGGAUCAAUGGUACGACAUCAACGGCGUCUGGACUGGCUCAGCAACCAUCCUUCAGGAUGGCCAGCUAGUCAUGCUCUACACGGGAUCCACCAAUACGUCUGUGCAAGUCCAAAAUCUUGCAUACCCAGCUGACCAGUCGGACCCCCUCCUUAUCAAUUGGGUCAAGUACUCGGCUAAUCCGGUCUUGGUCCCACCACCUGGCAUUAUGGAUCACGACUUCCGUGACCCCACCACUGCAUGGCUGACCCCAGAACGCAAGUGGCGUAUCAUCAUUGGCUCUAAGAUUAACAAGACCGGCAUAUCAUUGGUCUAUGAUACGAUGGACUUCAAAACCUAUGAAAUGCUCGACGGGGUGCUCCAUGCGGUUCCGGAGACGGGCAUGUGGGAGUGUGUGGAUUUCUACCCAGUAUCUGAGGUUGAGAAUGAAGGGAUGGACACAUCAGUAAAUGGGCCGAAAGUGAAACAUGUUGUCAAGACUAGCCUUGAUGACGAUAGAAAUGACUAUUACGCUCUUGGAACUUAUGACAGUGAAGCUGGAAUAUGGACCCCUGAUGAUCCUAGCAUAGAUGUUGGUAUUGGAUUGAGAUACGAUUAUGGAAUCUUCUAUGCGUCAAAGACAUUUUAUGACAAAAAACUGAGAAGGAGAAUCUUGUGGAGUUGGAUUAAAGAGACUGACAGUGAAAAAUCCGAUAUACAAAAGGGUUGGGCAUCACUUCAGGCCGUUCCAAGGACAAUAGUAUUUGACAUGAAAACUGGCAGUAACAUCUUACAAUGGCCGGUGAAGGAAGUGGAGCGAUUGAGACGGAACCGAAUAGUUUUCGACAAAGUAGAGGUUACUGCAGGUUCUGUUGUGCCCCUUGACGUCGUCUCUACCUCUCAGCUGGAUAUUGUGGCCGAGUUUAAAGUAGAUGAGGAGGCCUUGAAGCGAAUGAACGUUAAUGGCAGUGAUUCGAGCUAUAGCUGCCAGAAAAGUGGCGGGGCUGCUGAGAGAGGGGCGUUGGGGCCGUUCGGCCUGUUGGUCCUUGCAAGCAAGCACCUGAUCGAGCAAACUCCCAUCUACUUCUAUAUUUCGAAGGAUACAAAAGGGAAUUUUAAGACAUUCUUCUGUGCAGAUCACUCAAGGUCAUCUCAAGCAAACGAUGUUGACAAAGAAAUAUAUGGCAGCACGGUGCCGGUAUUGAAAGAUGAAACCCUAUCCAUGAGAAUAUUGGUGGACCGCUCGAUUGUUGAGAGCUUCGGUCAAGGAGGGAGGUCAUGCAUCACAUCACGUGUAUAUCCGACAAGAGUGGCAUGUGAAGAUGUCAAGAUCUUCUUGUUUAACAACGCUACUGAUGCAAGAAUCACUGCGUCACUACAGAUAUGGCAGAUGAGUUCCGCGUCCAUACAGUAGUAAACUCCCCGGCCUGUGCGCCCUCCAUCGGAUGUUCAAUUUUGAUCCAACUCCUACUUCUUCAGACAUGCAUUCAGCAUUCUCUUUCUUGCUGUAUUGUUAUAUAUAUUUUAUAUAUAUACAGUUUUUGAAGAUUGGUUGUUAUGUAAUUUUUGUUUUAAUCGUU
Molecule: messenger RNA, 2317 nt
Organism: Sesamum indicum (sesame)
Lineage: Eukaryota; Viridiplantae; Streptophyta; Magnoliopsida; Lamiales; Pedaliaceae
Product: acid beta-fructofuranosidase 2, vacuolar
Biological process (GO): carbohydrate metabolic process
Molecular function (GO): hydrolase activity, hydrolyzing O-glycosyl compounds
Source: RefSeq, a predicted model, not a curated record